AUGGAUAUGGUUAGAAGGGAGAAACCCCUAGUAGAUAAAAUACGAAAGCAAAGGGUUAAGGAAUUUCGGGCUAUUAUUGAUGAUGACCUAGAAAGAGGAGAGUUCUGGUUGGAAAAUACCAUUAGGGUAUUUGAUGAGCUAUCGUGCACGCCUGAGAAGUGUGUGAAGUGUGAAGUGUCACUACUACGAUACUCAGCCUUCCAAUGGUGGAAUACUCUCUUGUCCGUUGUAUCGAGGGAGAAGAUAACUUGGGAAUUCUUCCAGAAAAAGUUCCAGAAGAAGUACAUUAGCCAGAGGCUCAGCAAAUAUGCGCGGGAAUGCAUAUCUACAGAGCCCAUCAUGUGUAAGAGGUUUGAAGAUGGUCUGAAUGAAAACAUUCGUUUAUCAGUUGGUAUCCAAGAGUUGAGGGAGUUUGUGGUAAUGGUUGAAAGAGCUUGGAAGGCCGAGGAGUUGGUCAAAGAGAAGAGAAAAGAAGAUAACAAGUCUUGA
Messenger RNA from Gossypium arboreum, 489 nucleotides. RefSeq lists its product as uncharacterized. Lineage: Eukaryota; Viridiplantae; Streptophyta; Magnoliopsida; Malvales; Malvaceae. The record is from RefSeq and is a predicted model, not a curated record. Bases 1 to 489 code for a protein of 162 amino acids. The transcript is spliced from 2 exons.